GUUAUGCUGGUUUGUGAUGACAACUACUGUACAGUAUAUAAUCAAUGUUCAUUUUUUGUUCAACAAUAAAUGUGAAUUCUUCUUCAUGGAAAAAUAAGACAUCCCCUGAAAAUAAGACCUAGUGCAUCUUUGGGAGCAAAAAUUAAUAUAAGACACUGUCUUAUUUUCGGGGAAACAUGGUAUGUACAUUUACUGAUCCUGCAUGCUCCGGUGUUCUGUUCGUUGGGCAUGCUUCCAAACACAAACUUUGCUAGGUCUUACUUUCAGGGGAGGCCUUAUAUUUAGUAAUUCAGCAAAACCUCUACUAGGUCUUAUUUUCUGGGGAUGUCUUAUUUUAGAGAAAACAGGGUAUAAAAGCCCAUACUGACGACUGUACAAAUGCCUAUUUCUCAGGGCCCUUUUAUUUCCCUAUGUGUCCAGCUGCACAUUAGAAUAAUGCCUGAUGUGAAUCUGUUUUGUCUGCACGCAGAGGCCCUUUGUGAUGUUGCCAAUAAUGAAAAAACACACACACAGCCUCCUAUGACAUUCAAACCAAGUGAAGAUCUAUUUGCUGAAAGCCUAUGUUCUUGUCAGAGAAGCAUAAAGGAAAACAAGGUGCCCUGGGCUGUGCAGAGCAUUGCGAUGUGCCCUUGGGCUCCUCUCCAGACAUGGCUUCUAUUUUGAUGAGCUCUCGGGGACGGUCUAUACUUACUUCCUGUCCUUGGAGGACUUGGGUACAUUGGAAAUGACAGAGGAGGACAAUGCGUGCAAAGGAGAAAAAACAGAAUGGGAACAUUGCUAAAACGGAGAAACCGGGGGAACUCUGGCAACACAUUUUGUAUUUUGGUAUAUCUUAUCCUUUUCAAACAUGUGCCCUUUUACAUAUCGACAUUCCAGAUAUAUAAGGCCCGGGCUGUGGCGCAGGCUGGUGAGCAGCCAGCUGCAACAAAUCACUUUGACCAAGAGGCCAUGAGUUCGAGGCCAGCUCGGAGCCUGCGUUUGUCUCUGUCUUUGAAUGUUUGCCUUAUAUGUGUAACUAGCUGUGCCCGGCCACACAUUGCUGUGGCGUUGUCUGGUGGUGUUGGUGAGAAAUUGUUGAGGUAGUGGUGGUAUUGAAUGUCUGUUGUAUGGUUGUCUUUAUGUUUAGUAUGCAUUUGGUUGUUUGUGUACUGUGAAAGUGGUGAGGAUAGAGGGGGGUCUAUGUCCCUGUGUAGUAUUGUAUAGUAUUUAUACGUUGUCCAUGUGUUGGGAAUGCUUGGAUUGUGUACUGUUGGGCUGGAUGGCCCUUAGGGGUCUCUCCAAACUCUUGUGCCUGUUCCCUGGGCUGAGUCGGCUGCUAGGAGACCAAGUGGGUGGAACUUAGCCUUCUAACUGGCAGCAAUUGGAUAAAAACAAUUAUUCCUCUCCCUCUAAUUAGGACUUUAUUUUUCUUUUCUUUUUGUUGUAUCAACCUAGAGACGUGGAUGAUGGGUUGUGUUGUCAAAUUUCGAGGUUGGGGGGCCUGUAGUUUUGUUGUUUUGUGGGUCGCCGUGAUGCCAUCACUCUUUUAUAUAUAUAGAUGUAAUCCGCCCUGAGUCCCCUUCGGGGUGAGAAAGAAGGGCGGAAUAUAAAUACUGUAAAUAAAUAAAAUAAAUAUAAACCCACCCUUGCCUAGUUUCCAACAGACCUCACAACCUCUGAGGAUGCCAGCCAUUGAUGUGGGUGAAACGUUUCUAUCCACAGUUAGCAACUCAGAUGAGCCCAAACAAUGAAGCUUUGUCAGCUUCCAGCGACUGUUGAAAUAAGGCAUAUUUAAGGUAUUGUUCUCUCUCUCUCUCUCAAAAAUAGCACAGGCAUGCAGAACCUUUUGACAUCCCAUCUUCAACCCCAUUCUGCUGCACAGUUGGCCCAUAUUUUCUUAUUAUGCUGAUGUCUGUUGUUAUCAUUUCAGAUUGUGACGGCCUUAGAAGGGGGCUGCCUGAGCCAAGCUGCGAAUGAGUGACAGAGAGAGGAACUUUCAAAGGGAAUAAUUAAUGGGUAGUUGUCACUCUUGGAGAGUUGCUUGAUAGCAGCUGAUUUACAAAGGGAAUCAUUUAUGAAGAGAUUGCCACAAGUUGUAAUUUAGGAAUCCUUGGUAGGGAUGGUACCUGCAAACGAUUGUGCCAGAUUCGAAAAAGAAGCCCAAGAAUGGGAAAGAAUUACUCCAUUGCAUCUUUCCAAGACAAAUGUCGGUUUGGACAUGGUAUUUAAAAGGGUGCAUUGUUUUGACUCACAUCUUGGAAACACUACAUCGUGAGGAAAGAUGUUUAAGGCAAUGGUUGGUGCAUGCAGAUUCCUUGGAUAGGUGUAAUGAAGUACGCAUUUUUGGUUUACAGAUGUUAUGUUUAAUUGUGUGUUUGUGUUUUAAAAAGGUAAGUAUUACAGUUAUUGCAUCUCAACACUUAGAGGCUGGUUGCCAUGGAGAAGUAGGCGGAGCCAACUGUCGUUUUGUUGAAGAAGCGCAGAGUUUAAAAAAGGGAUCAGUCUGUGCUCUGAUGAGGCACAGGGAAGAUUGAUCCUAGGUUGAGGGGAUCAAGGAGACUCAAUUGUUCAUUUUGAGUCAGUUUAAAAUAAGUUUGGUGACUUAUUUAAUGUAGUCUGUGUCCUGGUAAGGAACAGGGAAUCUGUGAUCGUAUAUCACAGGGGUGACUGUGGUUUAAAAGUAGCAGAGAAAGAAGUUCUAACUACUUUAAGUAAAAGAAGUGACACUUUAGGGAGUUUGACUCAUCUCAUUCUAGUAUUGUAACUGUUAAUAAAAAUACUUCUAAGUGAGAAACAACAUCGUAACCACUAAGCUCUGUGCCUGAAUAAACUUGUUAUUUUUCUUCCAACAUCUAAGCCUCUGUCACAUAUAUUAUAAACCAUACGCUACCAUCUAAAGUGAAGAAGAAGAAAGAAAAAAAGUAAAAGGUCUCCUCUCUGAGUCUUUGGUGGUUGCAUCUUUACAAAUUGGUGGCAGUUGCUAUUAGCUCCUCGCAAUAGGUUUAUCCAAAAGCAAAGUAUGGGAUCAAGCAUUGUUUUCUUCUCCCUCUAGAAGACAGCGUGACAGAUCCAGGGUUUGUUGCCAGCAAUGUUGCAGUGCAGACAUGCCCAGGAGUUCAGUUUUGGACCUCGGGCGCUGAAGGAUGCGCUGAUCUCAACCAACCCCGCGCUGCAGGAGCUGUACGCCAAGGCCUUCUCAAGUGCCGAGAAACUCUUCCUCUCCGAGGCCUACAAUCCCCGACGGACACUUUUCUGCAGCUUGUUCAUCAGGACGGCCUUUGACUGGAUUCUCAGCCACCCUGAUGCUCCGGAGGAUUUCGAAACCUUCUACUAUUCACUGUUGAGGAGAAAGCAACGAUGCUACCGGAAGCACAUAUAUUUGCAACCCAUAGACCUAAGUGAAGGUCCUGUUGGGAUCUCCUUGCUGGACUCCCUCCGCAGCUGUGUCGAAUCCUUCUUCCUGGGCCUCCGUGUUAAGUGCCUUCCUUCUGUGCCUGUCUCCUCCAUUCAUUGCUGUUACCGCCACAACCAGGAUUCGGACAGAGUGCAACUCCAUGCCGAUGGGAUUCUGACCUUCCUGAAGAACAACAAGCCAAUGGAUGCCCUCUGUGUUCUGGGCCUCACCCUUGCGGACCUCUACCCCUGCGAGACGUGGAGCUUCACUUUUGGGAAGUUUUUGCCAGGCCAAGAAGUUGGCGUCUGCAGCUUUGCCAGGUUUUCCGGUGAAUUCCCCCAGGUGGGCUGUACCACUUUGAACCCAUCCCCAUGGAGGCAAGAGGUGCACGAUGAUGUCCUGGAACAGGCCAGGAACCAGGCCUUGCUGUUCAACCUGCUGGAGAUGCUCCAGUGUUGCAAGGUCACCUGCCAUGAGAUCUGCCACCUGAUCGGCUUGGGAAACUGCCGCUGGCUUCAGUGCAUCAUGCAAGGCGCCUUGAGUUUGGAUGAAGUUCUGCUGCGACCGCUGGAGCCCUGCCCAAUUUGCCUUCGGAAGCUGCAGUACGUUGUGGGUUUCAAGCUCAUUGAGCGCUACCGGAAACUUUAUGCUUGGAUGCAAACUAUUUCAUCCACCUGGCUCAGCCAAGAACUGUCCGAGUUGUCUCUGUCAGAGGAUGUUUUGCAACCGAGCACGGACUCUGGGAUGGAUUGCGAGAACGACUCUGAGGCGGUCACGUCCCUUUCGGAACCCCUGACACCAGACACUUGCAGCCAAGCCGUUUCCACGUUGCAGGACCUGGAUCUUGACGAUCAGUCUUGUUCCCUGGCUGAUGCUCCAAGCCAGGAACAGCUGGGUAUUGCGCCGAAACCCUCGGACAUGAUCAAGGAGUACACGCUUUGGCUCCAGAUGUGCAUUGCUGCGCUUGAAAAGGACGUCUCCGAGGAAGAGAUUCUGCAAGUGGACAGGGCCGUGGACGCGAUGGCGCGGUGGGAAAUGUUCACAGGACGGCUGCCCAACACGCGGAGGGAGCUCCCGCUGCCCACCGACAGUCCAGGGCUACGGAAAGUCCUGGGUGACAAGUUCUCCUCCUUGAGAAGGAAACUGAGCUCCCGAAAGCAAGCCAAAGCAGAAUCCUCCCCUUGUCGCUGGAAAUGGGAGGAGAGCUAGCCCCACCAAGAGACUUUGCCUGAUCCUGGGGUGGGAUGUGGGGUCCUGGGGGUUUAGAUGUGGGUUUUGUUAGCUUCUUUUCUCCUUGUUAUGCCUCUUGUUCUUUUCAGUGCACGUUUUUGUCAUUCCGUUGAGAAGAGAUCCGUGAACUCUCUCCAAGUGCAAUAAAAGAAGCUUCUUUAUUGAG
Anolis carolinensis (green anole) is the source of this 4769-nucleotide messenger RNA. RefSeq names its product archaelysin family metallopeptidase 1 (gene amz1). Gene Ontology annotation, molecular function: metallopeptidase activity. Lineage: Eukaryota; Metazoa; Chordata; Lepidosauria; Squamata; Anolidae. Gene Ontology annotation, biological process: proteolysis. The record is from RefSeq and is a predicted model, not a curated record. Bases 3068 to 4582 code for a protein of 504 amino acids. The transcript has 6 exons.